AUCCUGCUGUUGUGUGAAAAGUAUGACCCUCGAUUAUUUCCCGCAAACACAAAAUCAUUGCCUCCUGAAAGGGUGACCAAAAUUCGCCUGUUGCUCUAUUUGCUGAAUCCGAUUACUUCAGCUGAAUACAAGGUAAACUAGUGCAGCCGCCAUGAUACUAAAUAUUUUACUCUUGUCUGUGCUUGUGUCUGCACUGGCGGUGAUUGUGUACGUCGUCCUACUACCUGUACCAGAGGGACUAGAAAACCCAUGGAAACUCAAGAUGUUAACAGUCACUAUGAAAGUGAUGUUUUUUCUUGGGGACUAUUUUCCGUCGACAAUGGCGAAAUAUCUCGACGAGCGUUCCCGGCCUGGCAUGCGUGAGAAGGGUCCAAACGUUCCCUACACAGACACCAUGUUUGAUGGGGUACUCGUGCGGGUAUUUGACGAUCAAAAGACCGGGGAGAUUUCCACCAAGCGCCCGGCGAUCGUUUUUUAUCAUGGUGGUGGCUGGCGAUUCGGCCACAUCGACAUGCAUCACGCAAUACUCUCCGUGUUUGCGAGAACUUUGGGUGUUGUUAUCAUCAAUGUUGAAUACCGUUUGGCCCCGAAGUACGUUUUCCCCGCUGCCAUAGAUGACUGUACAACAGCUACAGUUGCUUUCUUACGUCGCCUUGAAGAGUUCACUGUCGACCCAGCUAGAGUUGCUAUCAUGGGUGACAGUGCUGGAGGAAACCUUGCUGCAGCUGUUGCUCAGAGGUUGACCUUUGAUCCGAAGUAUGAGGGGUUACCCAAGCUGAAAUUGCAGGUGAUGAUCUACCCUGCUUUGCAGGCGUUUGACUUUCAGCUUCCGUCGUACCAGCAGAAUGGCGGUUAUUCCACUAUAGUUCUGGACGGUUAUAUGAUGGUUGCGUUCUGGGUAAUCUACCUUAACAACAAACCACAUCUUACAAGUGCAAUGCUACAAAACAAGCACACAACUCAACAAGCCAAAAUGUCGCCGAAAAUCAAAAAGCUGCUCUCACACGAUUAUAUCCCUGCUGAGUUUAAACAGAGUGGAUAUACAGCGCCACCAAUGGUCGAGGGUGACCAGGCGUUGUACGAGGAGCUACAUCCGGGUCUUAUGAAUCCUGACUUUGCUCCUCUUAUGCGAGAAGAUCUUCAAGGUCUACCGGAGGCGUACAUCUUAACGGCUCAGUUUGAUGUACUGCGAGAUGAUGGCAUCAUCUAUGCUAAACGUCUUGAAGAGGCAGGCGUUAAAGUCACUUGGAAACACUACAAGAAAGGCUUCCACGGCAUGUGUGGUCACAAAGAUAGCCCAUUCACCUCACCAACUGGAGUUGAGGCCACCGAAGAUCUCAUGGAAUUUAUUCGGAAAAAUCUUUAAAGGACUACCGACCAUAAGAGGGGGGAUCAGAUUUUGGGGGGGGUUGGAAAGAUUAUCACCCACACACUUUGUGCAAAAAAUUGUACACACACACAUAGCUACCCAGUUCUAACUUCUAAUAGAUUGGGGCCAUUUUUUUGUAGCAGGCUUCCAGAUGGAGCCUUCACACAAUGUGUAUAAUUCUUAGUGUUACUCCCUCACUAGUCUUGGUGCAAGACGUUUCUCUUUUCACUUUCACGCACACCGCGGCCAAUUCACCAACCGCACCG
This is a messenger RNA of Asterias rubens (European starfish), 1635 nucleotides long. Its product is annotated as neutral cholesterol ester hydrolase 1-like. The transcript has 5 exons. The coding region runs from base 152 to 1366 and encodes 404 amino acids. Gene Ontology annotation, cellular component: membrane. Gene Ontology annotation, molecular function: carboxylic ester hydrolase activity. The record is from RefSeq and is a predicted model, not a curated record. Lineage: Eukaryota; Metazoa; Echinodermata; Asteroidea; Forcipulatida; Asteriidae.